CUGCUGUUGGCUGGUGCUCAGAGAAGCGCUCGCAGCCUGUACUGCAGUUCCUACAAGACCGAAUCAAACGGAACGGUAACCACGGCGCAAAUAUAAAGAUGGGGGAGCGCAGCGCUACCGAAUUGCGGAUUAAUAGGUCAGUAUUUGUCAGUCGAUAUUAAAACAAAUCAAUUGAAACGCAAGAGAGCUAUGAUGAAGAUGAUGAUGAUACGCCAGGAGUCGCGUGCGAGACCGUUGAUCGCUCUCAGCAGAUGCUGAUGAUGGUCGCGCGACCUGCGUGAUUUCCCCCCCGCUGGAGCUUCCUGGUUCCUUUGCAUCACCUUAUCUGAGUCCCAGCCAACCUGACAGAAUGAUUGAAGAGGGAAGUAAAAGCAGCAAAUCCAUGGUGGAGAAGAGACAGCUCUUCAUGGAGAUGAGGGCACAAAACUUUGAUGUUAUUCGUCUCUCAACGUAUAGGACAGCAUGUAAGCUACGAUUUGUUCAGAAACGAUGCAACCUUCACCUAGUGGACGUGUGGAACAUGAUUGAAGCUUUCCGUGACAAUGGGCUGAGCACGUUAGACCACAACGCAGAGAUUAAUGUGUCACGCCUGGAGACCAUUUUGUCCUCCAUCUUCUAUCAGCUCAACAAGCGGCUGCCCACCACCCACCAGAUAAACGUGGAGCAGUCCAUCGGCCUGCUGCUAAACUUCAUCGUGGCCACUUAUGAUAGUGAAGGCCAUGGGAAACUCACGGUGUUUGCUAUGAAGUCAAUGCUAGCUACGAUGUGUGGUGGUAAAAUACUGGACAAAUUACGUUAUAUAUUUUCCCAGAUAUCAGACUCAAAUGGAGUGAUGGUCUUUGCCAAAUUUGACCAGUUCCUGAGGGAAGUCUUGAAGCUCCCCACGGCAGUGUUCGAGGGGCCAUCAUUUGGCUACACCGAGCACUCUGUGAGAACAUGCUUCCCUCAGCAGAAGAAGAUCUUGCUGAAUACGUUUUUGGAUGUGUUGAUGGCAGAUCCACCCCCGCAGUACCUCGUAUGGCUACCUCUCAUGCACCGACUCGCUAAUGUAGAGAAUGUCUUCCAUCCAGUGGAAUGUUCGUAUUGCCGGAGUGAGAGCAUGAUGGGUUUCCGGUACCGCUGCCAGCAGUGCCAUGGCUACCAGCUUUGUCAGAGCUGCUUCUGGCGUGGUCAUGCCAGCGGUCCCCAUAGCAACCAGCACCAGAUGAAGGAGCACUCCUCAUGGAAGUCUCCAGCAAAGAAGCUCAGUCAUGCUAUCAGUAAGUCUCUGGGCUGCAUGCCGAUUGGAGAGCCGCCUCACCCUGUGUUCCCAGAGGCAGCAGAAAGACCUCAGGACCUCGCACACACUACUCAGCUGAGGCCAGUGGCCAACGACAUGAACGAUACCGUUCUCAUUUCCUCCAGGGCGCCCACGCCUUCAAAAAGUAGCACCCUUGAGAGUCCCAGCAGACUGGAUGAAGAACAUCGUCUUAUCGCGCGAUAUGCUGCUCGUCUGGCAGCGGAGGCCAGCAAUUCCACUCAAUGCCCUCCAACUGAUCUGAGUUUCAACUUUGAUGCUAAUAAGCAACAGAGGCAGCUCAUCGCAGAACUAGAGAAUAAAAACAGGGAGAUACUGCAAGAAAUCCAGCGUCUACGUCUAGAACAUGAACAGGCUUCUCAACCCACCCCUGAGAAAGCCCAACAGAACCCCACUCUACUGGCAGAGCUACGGCUGCUACGGCACAGAAAAGAUGAGUUGGAGAGGCGCAUGUCGGCCCUGCAGGAGAGCAGGAGAGAACUAAUGGUCCAGCUGGAAAGUCUCAUGAGGCUGCUGAAGGAUGAAGAGCAGAAACAGUCAGCUCAGACGGGGAGUUCGCCCCACUCAUCUCCCAGUCACAGUGCCAGCUGCACCAUGCCUAUGCCCAUCCGCUCCACCUCAGCCGGCUCAACCCCCACACACACGCCACAGGACUGCCUGGCAGGGGUCGGAGAUGACGUGCUGGAUGCCUUCUCUCAGGGUGUACCAAGAAAUCUCCGUAAUGAUCUUUUAGUGGCUGCAGACUCGAUCACAAACACUAUGUCGUCACUAGUGAAAGAACUUCACUCAGUGGACGACGGUAUAGAGGAAGAAGAGGAGAACAUGCGAAAUGGAAGGGAGAAGGCUGAGUCAGAGUAAAAGAAUAUAGAAUACUUCAUUGUCAUCGCUGAAGCAUUCUGGGAAAAGGCACUCCACCCCUUCAUUCUAAUCCCCAGGAAAGAACCAGCGACAUCAAAACCUCCCUGGCAUUCGCACAUAGACAAAUGCAUGCUCUUACCCAGCUGGGUUUCACUAUGUGAAACAAAUUCUUCAUCAAACUUUGCACAGAGCAAGUUGUAUUUAUUAGAAAGUAUAUAAAUAU
Sinocyclocheilus grahami is the source of this 2378-nucleotide messenger RNA. RefSeq names its product dystrobrevin beta-like. Bases 350 to 2155 code for a protein of 601 amino acids. Gene Ontology annotation, biological process: synaptic signaling. The record is from RefSeq and is a predicted model, not a curated record. NCBI's taxonomy places the organism in Eukaryota, Metazoa, Chordata, Actinopteri, Cypriniformes, Cyprinidae. Gene Ontology annotation, cellular component: plasma membrane; synapse. Gene Ontology annotation, molecular function: zinc ion binding. The transcript has 21 exons.